Messenger RNA from Bombyx mandarina (wild silkworm), 1311 nucleotides. Its product is annotated as sterol O-acyltransferase 2. Lineage: Eukaryota; Metazoa; Arthropoda; Insecta; Lepidoptera; Bombycidae. Gene Ontology annotation, cellular component: endoplasmic reticulum membrane. Gene Ontology annotation, biological process: cholesterol metabolic process. The record is from RefSeq and is a predicted model, not a curated record.
AUGUCAACUUCAAAUACAGUUCGUCAUAGAAAGAGGGCGGAGAAUUAUGACAGUAAUCAAAAAAAUAUCAUUAAGCAGAAUGGUGAUGUUGAUUCAGAGUUUACGACCAGGGAGUCGCCACUGACGGUUCUUAUAGACACUUCUCCACAUAUAAGAGCCCUGUACCAUAUUUUCGUAGUCAUUUUGCUGAUGCUGCUGUUCGACACCAUGAUUUAUGACCUUGUGGAAAGAGGAAAAAUAAAUAUUGGAUUAAAUGUGAUUAUCUCCGGUUUUGGCGACAUAAAAAGAGGAGCUUUACUCUGGCUGUUUGAAUUCUCUGUUGUCCUUGCAUUUUACCCGGCUUUAAGAAUAUACGCGGCGGCGAGGAAACUAUUUCGCAAAAAUACAGGUGUUCGUGACAGUCUAUCUAAACUGGGGGUUAUUGGUUUGAUCGCCGUGGAAAUGGUAUUAAUCGGGGUACCCAUUGUGGACUUGGGAAGGAGACAUCUAGCGUUGGCAUCUUCGGCAGUUGUAACAUGUGAAAUGUUCAGAUUCUUAAUGAAAAUCCAUGCAGUAGCGAUAGCGUGCGCUCCCUAUGGUGAAAACGAGAGUCCAGCGCUACCGACCUUCAAGCAUUAUAUUUACUUCUUAUUUGCACCCACGCUCGUUUAUAGAGAUCAUUAUCCAAGAACAAAGACAAUAAGGUGGGCCUUCGUACUCUUUCACUUCCUCGAAGUUGCCGCAAUAAUUUUAUACAACAGCUUCCUCUGGGAACGAUUCAUAUUACCUUACUGGUCUGAUUAUGGAAGACAAAGCAAGGUGGAAGCCGGUUUGGUAGUUCGUGGAAUGUUCGCUUGUGUACUUCCAGGAUUUAUAUCAUUUCUCUGCGGUUUCUACUGUGUUCUUCAUGCGUGGCUAAAUGCCUUCGCUGAGAUGCUCAAAUUUGGAGACAGAUUAUUUUACGAGGAAUGGUGGACUACCUCUCGUUUCUCACACUACUACAGAGCAUGGAAUCGCGUUGUACAUUCUUGGCUGAGAGACCACAUUUACAAGCCACUGGCGCCGCGUGCCGGUCGAGCCAUUUCCACCUUCAUCGUAUUUUUUGUUUCAGCAGUGGCCCACGAAAUAAUAUUGGCCUUAUCCUUUGGAUUCUUCUACCCUGUUUUGUUAAUGGAAUUUGGUGUAUUCGGACUGUUGAUGUUACCACUCACCGCAAGCAGUGGAAGGCGUUUUCCUAAUGCAUUCAAUUUAAUAAUGUGGCUCUCAUUUUUCUUUGGAAACGGUAAGUAUUAUUUAUUGAAUAGAGUGUUUAGUUUUAAUCGUUCUUAUUAA